Molecule: messenger RNA, 1901 nt
Organism: Drosophila nasuta
Lineage: Eukaryota; Metazoa; Arthropoda; Insecta; Diptera; Drosophilidae
Gene: Ns1
Product: Nucleostemin 1
Exons: 5
Coding region: 78-1826 (582 amino acids)
Cellular component (GO): nucleolus
Molecular function (GO): GTP binding
Source: RefSeq, a predicted model, not a curated record
UCACUUUAUGCAUGUAGAAGAAGCACAUUUAUUUUCACGUGUUUUGUUGCUAGCGUAGUUCGGUAUUAAACUUUGAAAUGGCUCUUAAACGUUUAAAAACAAAAAAAUCAAAGCGUUUGACGGGCAAGCUGAAGCACAAAAUCGACAAAAAGGUACGCGAACACAAUCGCAAGGAGCGGCGUGAAGCCAAAAAGAAUACCAAGAAAGGCAGCAAGAAACAGAAGCUUAUACAGAUUCCCAACAUCUGUCCCUUCAAAGAUGACAUACUGAAGGAGGUGGAGGAGGCCAAGGCGCGCCAGGAAGUGGAGCGUCAAGCGCGUCGAGAACAAUUCAAAGCUGAGCGCGAACAGAACAAAUUCAAAUCGCUGGAGGCGAUGGUGGAAAGUGCCGACAUGCGAGGCGCUGUGCAUGGCAUAAUGCAUGAGAACGAUGAUGUGGAGACGGGAAAGAAAUACAAGGAUGCUGCCACCAAGGAGCAAUCGCUGAAGCAAUACUUUAAAGAAUUUCGCAAAGUUAUUGAAAACGCCGACGUAGUGCUCGAAGUUGUCGAUGCUCGUGACCCACUCGGCACACGUUGCAACGAAGUGGAGCGAGCAGUGCGCUCUGCCCCUGGUAAUAAGCGGUUGGUGCUCAUCUUGAAUAAAGCCGAUCUUGUGCCUCGAGAAAAUCUCAAUAACUGGAUCAAGUACUUCCGCAAGAAUGGACCAGUGACAGCGUUUAAGGCAUCAACACAGGAUCAAGCAUCGAGGCUGGGACGUCGCAAGCUGCACGAAAUGAAAACAGAAAAGGCUAUGCAGGGAUCGGUUUGCAUUGGUGCCGAGUUGCUAAUGUCAAUGUUGGCUAAUUACUGUCGCAACAAGGGCAUCAAAACAUCGAUUCGCGUCGGUGUCGUUGGCAUACCCAAUGUGGGCAAGAGUUCUAUCAUCAACUCACUUACCCGCGGACGCACUUGCAUGGUGGGCAGCACACCUGGAGUGACCAAAGCUAUGCAAGAGGUUGAGCUUGACUCGAAGAUUAAGCUUAUUGAUUGUCCUGGCAUUGUGUUUACCAGCGGUUCCGGUGCCGGCAACGAGAAUGCGCACGCUGUUCUAAAGAACGCACAGCGUGUUGGGGAUGUCAAGGAUCCAUUUAGCAUAGCAGAAAGCGUGUUGAAGCGAGCCAGUAAAGAAUACUUCUGCAAAAUGUACGACAUUACGAACUAUGACACAUUUGAGGAAUUCUUUGCCAAGAAAGCAGCCCGCAUGGGUAAAUUCUUGAAGAAGGGAGUACCUGAUGUUGUGGCCGCAGCGCGUAGCGUUCUCAACGAUUGGAAUACAGGCAAAAUCAAAUAUUGCACGCAACCACCAGAAGUUGUAGAGGACAAACAAAAUGUACACAUAAGCGCAUCAAUUGUGCAUGCCGAGGCGCGCGAAUUCGACGUGAAUAACUUCGAGUCAAUGGAAACAGAUAUAUUGAAUCAGUGCACUGAGAAAGCCGACGAUGUUAUGCAGAUUACAUCCACUGGUCCACUAGAAGUGCGUUUGCCCCGUGAAGAAGUGCAGGCAUCUGCUGAAAUCAUAGCCGACCAGGAAGAGGUGCCAACAAAGGGUCGGAAGCGAAAAUUAGACGAGGAGAAGAAGGAGAAAACAGAUCCUGCCCUGCUUCUGGAAGAAAAUCAAUCCCUGAAUAAGAACAUUAAAGAGCUCCAGAAAAAGAAGAAAAAGCAGAAUGUUCGGAAUGAGAAAAAGAUUUCGAAAAUAACUGAUGUUCUGGACAGUUUUACCCUAGGUGCAGCAUCAACGAAAGCUGAUAAAUAUGAUUUUGACCAAGACUAUGUUAUUGAAUGAACUAAUAUUAUAAAGAUUUUUAUAUAACUCAGUACAAUAAAUCAAUAUAUAUAUACAUAUGUAUAUAAAAAUGAA